Messenger RNA from Cordyceps militaris CM01, 1215 nucleotides. Its product is annotated as mitochondrial phosphate carrier protein 2. Gene Ontology annotation, cellular component: mitochondrial inner membrane. The transcript is spliced from 2 exons. Gene Ontology annotation, biological process: mitochondrial phosphate ion transmembrane transport. Lineage: Eukaryota; Fungi; Ascomycota; Sordariomycetes; Hypocreales; Cordycipitaceae. Bases 1 to 1215 code for a protein of 404 amino acids. The record is from RefSeq and is a predicted model, not a curated record. Gene Ontology annotation, molecular function: phosphate transmembrane transporter activity.
AUGGUGUCUUAUUAUUACCCUUCGUUGGACGCCGUCCCCGGCGCCAUGUACACGCCACCCGGUGUACCCGUCCGCUUCACGCCCGGCCGGCCCACCCCGUACCAGGCCCAGUCGGAGCUGUACGGCGCCCUGUCCGUCGUCGACGAUGCCAAGGACAAGGCCAAGCAGCUGAGCGCCGAGGCGCAGCGGGAAUUCGACCGCGCCGCCAUCCGAGCCAAACCCAACCCGGCCAAGAUGGAGCUCUACUCGGGAUCCUACUACGCCGCCUGCACCUUUGGCGGUCUCAUGGCCUGUGGUCUCACCCACGCCGCCGUCACGCCGCUCGACCUCGUCAAGACGCGCCGCCAGGUCGACGCCAAGCUGUACACGAGCAACGUGCAGGCGUGGAGCAGAAUCUACCGCGCCGAGGGCGUCCGCGGCAUCUUCACCGGCUGGUCCCCGACGCUGCUCGGCUACUCGGCCCAGGGCGCCUUCAAGUACGGCUGGUACGAGUUCUUCAAAAAGACGUACGCCGACGCCGCCGGCCCCGAUGCCGCCGCCAAGUACAAGACGGGCCUCUACCUCGUCGCGUCGGCGUCGGCCGAGUUUCUCGCCGACAUUGCGCUCUGCCCGUUUGAAGCCGUCAAGGUCCGCUCCCAGGGCACCAUCCCCAACCCAUACAAGGGGACGCUGGACGGCAUCAGCAAAAUUGUCGCGGCCGAGGGCGCGGCCGGCCUGUACAAGGGCAUCUAUCCGCUCUGGGGCCGCCAGAUCCCGUACACCAUGAUGAAGUUUGCCUCGUUCGAGACGAUUGUCGAGAUGAUGUACGCGCGCCUGCCGGGCAGCAAGGCCGACUACUCCAAGGCCGCGCAGACGGGCGUCUCGUUUUCGGCCGGUUAUCUCGCGGGUAUUCUGUGCGCCGUUGUCUCGCACCCGGCCGACGUCAUGGUCAGCAAGCUCAACGCGAGCCGCGCGCCGGGCGAGGCGUUUGGCGGCGCCGUCGGCCGCAUCUACAAGGACAUUGGGUUUGGUGGUCUCUGGAACGGCCUGCCUGUUCGUACCGUCAUGAUUGGUACCUUGACUGGUCUGCAGUGGAUGAUUUAUGUAGGUACCCCCCACGCUUUUCGUGGUCUUCCUGUGACAUUGGUGCUAAUACAGACGCAGGACUACUUCAAGAUUUUCAUGGGCUUCCCGACCACGGGCGGUACAGCACCUCCCGCCGAGCAGAAGAAGUAG